Molecule: messenger RNA, 1326 nt
Organism: Belonocnema kinseyi
Lineage: Eukaryota; Metazoa; Arthropoda; Insecta; Hymenoptera; Cynipidae
Product: mucin-5AC-like
Exons: 2
Coding region: 1-1326 (441 amino acids)
Source: RefSeq, a predicted model, not a curated record
AUGCGAUCUGCCAGCUGGAAUCUCAGCUGCACUCCCAGUUACACAGCUAACUGUGCCUUACCAACUGGGAAUUUUGGAGCACUCCCAGGUGCUCAGUCAACUGUACAAUCAGUGGUGUGUUCAGGUGAUCAACUAGUUGGACUUUCAAGUGCAGUCCUCGGUAUACAGCCAAAUAGACAAUCAGUUGCAUUUCCAGAAAUAUGUCCAGGAAUAUCUUCAGGCGCCUUACUAACUGGGUUCUCAAGAGCACUUCCAGGUACUACGUCAGCAAUGUUCCCAGGAACAUAUCCAGGUUGUCAACCAGCUGGCCUCCCAGGUACUCAGUCAACUGUACAACUAGAUAUAUCUUCAGGAGCAUUUCCAGUGACUUCGUCAGUUAUGUUCCCAGCAACAUAUCCAGGUGAUCAACCAGCUGGCCUCCGAGGUACUCAGUCAACUGUACAACCAGGUAUAUCUUCAGGAGCAUUUCCAGUGACCUCGUCUGUUAUGUUCCCCGGAACGUAUCCAGGUGGUCCACGAGCUGGCCCCCCAGGUACUCAGUCAACUGUACAAACACGCGUAUCCUCAAGAGCAUUUCCAGUGACUUCGUCUGUUACGUUCCCCGGAACAUAUCUAGGUGGUCCACCAGCUGGUCUCCCAGGUACUCAGUCAACUGUACAACCAGAUGCAUCUUCAGGAGCAUUUCCUGUGACUUCGUCUGUUAUGUUCCCCGGAACAUAUCCAGGUGGUCAACCAGCUGGCCUCCCAGGUACUCAGUCAACUGUACAACCAGGUAAAUCUUCCGGAGCAUUUGCAGUGACUUGGUCAGUUAUGUUCCCCGCAACAUAUUCAGGUGGUCAACCAGCUGACCUCCCAGGUGCUCAGUCAACUGUACAACCAGGUGUAUCUUCAGGAGCAGUUCCAGUGAUUUCGUCUGUUAUGUUUUCCAGAGUAUAUCCAGGUGGUCAACCAGCUGGCCUCCCAGGUACUCAGUCAACUGUACAACCAGGUGUAUCUUCAGGAGUUUUUACAGUGACUUCGUCAGUUAUAUUCCCCGGAACAUAUCCUGGUGGUCAACCAGCUGGUCUCCCAGGUACUCAGUCAACUGUACAACCAGAUGCAUCUUCAGGAGCAUUUCCAGUGACUUCGUCUGUUAUGUUCCCCGGAACAUAUCCAGAUGGUCAACCAGCUGGCCUCCCAGGUACUCAGUCAACUGUACAACCAGGUGUAUCUUCCGGAGCAUUUGCAGUGACUUGGUUAGUUAUGUUCCCCGCAACAUAUUCAGGUGGUCAACCAGCUGACCUCCCAGGUGCUCAGUCAAAUGUACAACCAGGUGUAUCUUCAUGA